Messenger RNA from Electrophorus electricus (electric eel), 1401 nucleotides. NCBI's taxonomy places the organism in Eukaryota, Metazoa, Chordata, Actinopteri, Gymnotiformes, Gymnotidae. The record is from RefSeq and is a predicted model, not a curated record.
AUGACUGUUAACAUGACUUCCACUCAGUUUGUGUCAUCAAUGAAUGAAACAUUUUUUCGUCCAACAUUUUACAUUAGUGGACUUUACAACAUUCCACAUGCAAAGUACUACUAUGCAUUUUUAUGCUUUGUGUAUGCUGUGACUGUUUUAGGGAAUUCUUUUAUAAUGGGCACCAUCUACCUGGCACAGAGUCUACACACUGCAAAGUAUAUAGCAGUCUUCAACUUGGCCUUCUCUGAUCUGUGUGGGAGCUCUGCUCUCGUUCCAAAGCUUCUGGACAUGUUUCUGUUUGAUAACCAAUACAUAUCGUAUGGAGCCUGUUUGGCAAAUAUGUUUUUUGUGUAUUGCUUUAUGACUCUACAGUCUCUUACUCUGCUUGCUCUGGCUUAUGACAGACUGGUUGCCAUAUGUUUCCCUCUGAGGUAUCAUGCUAUUGUAACCAAAACAGCUAUGAGUCUGAUCAUAGGUAUUAUGUGGAUUGUCUCUUUAACUGUAAAUGUUCUCCUUGUAUCUCUGAUUACCAGAUUGUCCUUUUGUAGAUCUACUACAGUUAACAGCUAUUUCUGUGAUCAUGCACCUGUUUAUAAAUUAGCCUGUAAUGAUAAAUCUUUGAACACCGUAAUGGGUUAUGUCUGUACAGCUGCUGUGCUUUACAUUCCAUUGAUACUAAUAAUGACCACAUAUGUUUGUAUUGGUUUUGCAUUACGGAAAAUUGCACAUAGUGGUGAGCACAUCAAAACUAUAAAAACUUGCACCUCGCAUGUCAUAUUAGUGGCCAUAUUUUAUGUACCAAUUAUUAGUAUUUACACUGCAGCUCUUACAACAUCUGUAGAUACAAAUAUCAGGAUAAUCAACACUGCUCUUACACACACUAUUCCACCCAUGUUAAACCCAAUCAUAUACACUCUCAAGACCGAGGAGGUCAUGCAGUCAAUUAAAGUACUCUACAAACGAUCCAAGAUGAAGUCUGCAAUGAAACAAGCUACCAAAGAGCAUCGGGCACCCAAGGCUUCGCGCAGGGCACGUUGCACUAGAGUCAGCAAGCUGCCACGUGUGACUCACAGAGAGGUGGCACCGUCACCUGAGGACACUCCCUCACCUAAUGCACACGCACGCCUCAAGGAGGCAAGAAGGAGGCGUCACCAGUGCCCGCCCCAGAGACAGGCAAAACCGCUGGUGCGCUUCCUGAGGCGUCUGCCCCAAUGCCAGAGAAGCCGCCGCCACCCAACUCGGCGAAGGGCGAAUCCCCACAGCAGAGUAACUGUGCCAGUCCCAGUCACACUUAAUGUGUCUGUCACUUUGUCUCCCUUCGUGUCUGUGCCUGUACCCAUCAGUGUGUCCGUCCAUGUGUCUGUUGUCGUCUUGGCUCCUGUCUUCUUCCCUCUGUCCUGCUCACGCUGA